GCUGAUACAAAAGUGACAGAUCGCGUCAAAAUAAAAACAAUUUUGGUUUUUUUAUAUCUAGCGAUAUAUUCGCGGAAAUUAAUAAAUUAAUGGUACCAAUAAAGUUGGAUACAGAUUUCAAUAAAAAGAAGGAAAACAUUCCAAAUCAAACACAUAAAAACUAUAAUCAAAUGUAUAAAAGAGAAUUUCUCGACUUUGAGGACAUCAUGUUUACCUGCAAUCAAAAGAGGCUAAAUGAGAUUAAAUUGAAUCUACAAUUUUUCUUAUUACGUGACGAUAAAAUGCUUUGUCUUUUAUGUAACAAUUUGCAUGCACACGAUGCACAGACAAUAUAUGAACACAUAAAUACUGACAUACAUACUGCAAGACUACAUAAGAACAGUAUCGAACAUACUGAACUAUUAAAGGAGUUAAUAAAAGUACAAUCUCACGAACAUGCUAAAUGUUUUGCCUGCAAUAUUGAUGUGUGUGCAGAUUCGCACAAACAUAGAACGUCUGCACCUGGACAAUACGUUCCAAAUUAUAAAGAUCAUAUUACACAUUCCGUACACAAAACCAAUCGCAAUAUGAUGCAUGUCCGGGUUGAACAAAUAUUGAAAGAAUUUCAAGAUUUGUGGUACAGUAUUCAGUAUUUCGCUUGCGUCGAGUGCAAAGUGAGAAUCAAAACAAAGAUACAAUUUAUGAAACAUCUUAGCGCCGUACACUCUGCAGUCCUGAAAAACAAGGACAAUUCGAUGUUUGAAUUCUGUUUGACGUGUGCCACUUUAUGGUACAAAACAGAAAAAUAUGGUAUUAACAUUCGUCAAAAUUAUCAAGUACACUGUCAGCAAUCGACGCAUAAGUAUUUAAAGAAAAAUAAUGAUUUUGACAUAUCGCUGCCUCUGAAGGAUUUGCUGAGUAAGGUCAACGAAACUACUGCUAAUUUGUUUAAGUUGUCGAACGACGUAUUAAAUGAUCCGAAAGUAAUUCAACUCACGAAUGCAUUAACGCAUAUCUUUAAAACACAUCGAUUACCUGUAGAAGUGUAUAUAUUCGGCUCAAGGAUCACUGGCUUAGCAUUGCCAGAUAGUGACAUUGAUAUAUAUCUUAACUUUGGUGGCGAAUGUACCGAUCCUAAAUUAAUUAAAAACAGAAGUAAGCAAAUUCAAGACUGUCUACGUACCGACAAAAACUGGGACAUUGAAUUAACUUUGGACACGAGUAGAACACAUAUAAAAGUAAAACAUAGAUUAACGGGACUCUAUUGUGAUCUCUCGUUUAUAAAUGGUCUGUCUGUGGAAAAUUCUAAGUUUAUUAGGUUUUUCAACAUGGCAUGUCCACUGUGCCACAAGUUAACACUCUUUCUGAAAAAGUGGCUUUUGCUGAAAGGUUUGACCGGCCCUGAUGGAAUAACGAAUUAUACCCUUACCUGGCUAGUCAUCUUUUAUUUCCAAGUCAAAUUUCAAAUACCGACUAUUGCUACCUUAAUAAAAAGUUAUAAUCGAUUGAAAAUCGUUUCUAAUUGGGAAACUGAAGUUAAGAAUACUAUUCUUAUUAAUGUACCCAAGAUAUCAAUCGAGAAAUUGCUGUCGGGAUUUUUCAACUAUUACAGAAAAUUCGACUACAAACAAUUUGUAAUAUGUCCGUUAUUAGGCCAGGUAUGCUGCAAGAGAUCUUUUACGGAAGUAUCGACUUUACCUGAAUGUAUGGUCUUGUACGUUGCACAAUUGCAGAAUGAACAAUGUGAAUAUUUUCGUAUUGACUCGCCUAUGUGUGUGCAAGAUCCAUUUGAUCUCUCACACAACUUAACAAAGGCUGUACAAAUUAUAACUCUUAAACGCUUUAAAGAUUAUUGUGACACAAGUUUUUCAAUGUUACAUCAGAUUACGACUUCGCUAAAACAAAAUUAUAAAAAUUUAUAAUUGUUGGUUUUUGAAGCGAGUUUUUCUUGAUAACAAUUAUUUUUAUUAAUUUGGACUUUUGGACGAUACAUUAAUAAUCUAUUAUUUGCUAAUAAAACCAAUAGUUUUAUUAGUUUUAUUAGCAAAACAUAGUAUAAUAAGAUUAUGUUAUAUAUGUAGCAGUAUUCUGAUAAUCUAUAUAUAAUGUUUGCGAUAUACAUUGUAAUGAUGAUAAGUGUAUUCCAUUUUCUAUUGCUAUAUAUUUUAUAUUCUUUAAUAUUCUAUAAUACAUAUUCUAUAAUACAAUAUUCUAUAAUACUUUAAGAAAUAAUAUUCGAAUUGUCAACAUAAACCAGAACCUAAAAAUCUUUCCUAGGAUUUCUACAUCAGUUGCUGAACAGUCGUCAGUGAAUGAUUGUUUAAGAAGAAUAUUAAAAUAAUAAAAUGCAAAUUAAUUGAUAAUUUUUAAUCUAAUUUUUGUAUAAAUUUGAUUAAGAUAUAAUCUUUUAUUCGAACAAAAUAUAAUUAUUUUUUCUUGUUUACUGAUUGAGAUGCAAUAACUCUGUAUUUAAUCAUUUUUUCUGUACUUGCCCAAAGAUGAAAAAAAAA
Molecule: messenger RNA, 2489 nt
Organism: Monomorium pharaonis (pharaoh ant)
Lineage: Eukaryota; Metazoa; Arthropoda; Insecta; Hymenoptera; Formicidae
Product: terminal uridylyltransferase Tailor-like
Biological process (GO): mRNA 3'-end processing; mitochondrial mRNA polyadenylation
Molecular function (GO): poly(A) RNA polymerase activity
Source: RefSeq, a predicted model, not a curated record